AUGCGCCUAGCAGCAUUUAUCCUGUUUGCUUGCGCCAGCUGUUUCCUGACAGCUAGGACACGUGGCGAGAGCUCGUUGGUGGGUCACGAGCGUCCGUCAUUUCACAUGAAGUUCCCGCGCAGGCCGCGGGACGAAGCGCGCGUGGUAGAGGCGAAUGUAGCGAAUCAGACGCUGACACUUGGCGUGCUCGCGGGGCACGAUAAGCAAGCCCUGUCGAUCCGCUCAGCCAUCCAGCUGGCGUACGAGGAUGUAUUGGCGGACCAAUCCCUGACGUUCCCCCAUCCGUUGAGGCUGUCAUUCGGUGACACGGGAAGCACCAGGUUCCAGGCACAGGCAGCAGCAUUGCAGACGAUGCUGGACGAUGCACUGGUGCUGCUGGGGCCUGAGUUCUCCUCGCAAGCUCACAGCAUCAUCGACCUGUGCCGCGACUACCAGGUGCCGAUGCUGAGCUACUCAGCAACAGACCCCACACUAUCGUCCAAGGGGCAGUUCCCCUACUUCGUGCGGCUGAGCCACAGCGACCAGAUGGAGAUGGAGGUGAUUGCUGGUGAGUCAUCAUAG
Molecule: messenger RNA, 561 nt
Organism: Closterium sp. Yama58-4
Lineage: Eukaryota; Viridiplantae; Streptophyta; Zygnematophyceae; Desmidiales; Closteriaceae
Source: the annotation of a GenBank genome assembly